AAUCCAUAACACCAUAUUGCAUUCUUCUGUAGACACCGCUGUCAGUUAAGGUGAGAGAGGCCCUCAAGUCAGGGCUCAGCUGUGAGACUCAGCAUUACUUAUGCAUGAAAACUACGGCCAGUUGUGUUCAAAUCCCUUCGAGAGGACCCUGGCAUUGUGGUCCAGGCUGGGGUAGGGGAGAGGAAAAUGGAAGCAAAGUGAACAGUGCGUGGCAGCACCAAGAGCAGCCAGCAGAAUGGCUCGGAAUAAGCAGGGUAAUAGGAGCAGAGGAGGCUGGGAAGGUGGGUGCUCGUUCACAUUCUUCUCUGUCUCAAAGGCCUACCAGUGGGUGGGUCUCUCCCCUGGAGGCACGAGAGAGGCUGGUGGAUGGAGCAGGUGACAGAAAACCUAUUCUCUGAGCAGUGAACUCAAAGAUCAUUACUUAGUCACUUCCUCCUGAGAGGCUGCCUCUCCCCAAGCUAGAGUGCUGACCAGGGCAAGGUGGGUGUAAACCAGCAUGCCGGAAAGGUUCUUCUUCCAAUCCCUUGGAAGUACCCUGAUAGACAGUGAAUUUUUUGCCUCGUGGAGUAUCCAAGAAAACCCCAGGCACCCAGUAUGCCAUAGCUCCUGGCCUCAGAAGCAAAACAGAAAAAGAACUGUGUUCUGGACAGAGACCACAGCAGACCCACCCAGGGCAGCAUGGGACAGUGGAGUGAUGCCGCCCAGAGUCUCUGGAGUGCCAGCAGUCCACCCAUCCCUGGGCCCCCUGCUGUCACUUGCACACAGGAUUAUUGCAGAGUCCUGGAGGCCGUUGAGGAGAGCCAGCCCGACCUCAGGACCUCCUCCCACUCGGAAUGAAAGUGACUGACAUUCUACAAUCCGUGGCUGUGGCAGGCAUCUUUAGCCCGGUUGGGAGCGAGUACUAGGGGACAAGCAAUGUGGAUGCAGACUGAGACUGAAAUGCGCCCGGAAGACCGGAUCUAAAUCUAACCCACCGCGAACGUCCCCAGGGUCCUUGAGGAGGCGGGAUGUCUUGUGAACAGGCUUGUGGGUCACAGACAGCCUCGCAUGGCUAUUCCCAAAGACGGUCAGUUAAAAGCAGCAUCCAUGGCUAUUCAUUGCCCGUCCUCUUGAAAAAAAGUUCCUCAGCUGCUCCGGGGAAGUUCUGGAACUCUUUGGCUGUGUUCGUCUGAGGGACUGUGUCUUUGGAGGGAGCAGCAGGCUUCCUGUCGCUCCUAAACCUGCAGGGCCGAGCGGGGCGGCCAGGUGGCGCUGUACUGCUCCGAGCGUCCCCCCGCCGCGCCCCGCCCGGCCCGGGAAAAGAGAAAGCGGCUUGACUGGACGACUCGGAACAGACCACCGAGGGUGCGCGCGGGGGGGUGAAGCGGGAUACGUGCUCCCGACUCCAGCACGCAGCGCAGCUGCCACCAGCACGUCUCCCCCUCGGAUUGUUGGGAGAGGUGGUGCGCUCCGGUCCCCAGAGCUUCCAGGCUCUCGGGCAGGACCGGCGGCCGGCACCUGCGCAGCGGGCUCCUGGGCAGCCGGCGCCCGCUGCCAAGAUGCUGGGGCUGCUGGUGGGGUCGUUAGCUCUGGCACUCGCCUUCUUUGCGCUGCUUGACGGCUGGUACCUGGUGCGCGUGCCGUGUGCCGUUCUGCGCGCACGCCUGCUGCAGCCGCGCGUCCGUGACUUACUGGCCGAGCAGCAGUACUCGGGCCGGGUGCUGCCGUCGGACCUGGACCUACUGCUGCACAUGAACAACGCGCGCUACCUGCGGGAGGCCGACGUGGCGCGCGCCGCUCACCUGACCCGCAGCGGUGUGCUGGGGGCGUUGGGCGACCUGCGAGGUCAUACGGUGCUGGCCGCCUCGUGCGCGCGCUAUCGCCGCUCGCUGCGUCUGUUUGAGCCGUUCGAGGUGCGCACCCGCCUGCUCGGCUGGGACGACCGCGCCUUCUACUUGGAGGCGCGCUUUGUCAGCCUUCGCGACGGCUUCGUGUGCGCCUUGCUGCGCUUCCGGCAGCACGUGCUGGGUACCUCGCCGGAACGCGUAGUACAGCACUUGUGCAAGCGCAAGGUGGAGCCCCCUGAGCUGCCAGAAGACUUGAAGCACUGGAUCACCUACAAUGAGACCAGCAGCCAGCUGCUCCGUGCCGAGAGUGGGCUCAGUGACAGAAAGGACCAGUGACUGCACACCCUCCCUGCACUGCCUGUCAGCCAGUCCAUUCCACAGAACGGGCCGCCUGAACUACACUCCUAGUCAGAGUGGCCUUGGACAAGCCUGGCUCCUUUUACCCGCUUGAUGCUCCUCUGUGCUUGCCUCAUCUUGGGCAGCUGGUGGGGUGGACAUUGUUGUCCCUGCCCAGCUUGUGCCCAGAAUGCUCAGGAUCCCGGAGCAGAAGGGAUGGCGGCACAGAACCCAAAGUCAGGGCUGCUUGUGGCUCAGCAGGCCAGAGGAGUCCUGGUUAUGGCUGGGACCCUUGUGGCCUGGCUCUGGGGCCUGCAGCUUACUCAGGGACAGUGGGCCCUCUGGAGGGUCACCUUAUAGUAAGGAAGAUAGGCUAGGACCCAGCCCAAGAGCCCCUGAGAACACAGAAGGGCAAGCAGAAGCUGGUCCUUGGCUAAGAUUCUGGUGAUAGCCACCACUCUUGAUAUACUCUGUCUAGUCAGGUCACCAAGGCCAGGAGCCCUGGUGUAGGGGGUCCCGUGACCCUGCCUAGCACCUGCCCUGUCAGCUCAGGUAGAGGACAGCUGCUUGAAGCUAGGAACUGCCUCCAUGCUACCUCUCUGGGAACCACACCUGGAGUCAGAGCCAAAAGCUUCAGUGAUGUCCUGAUCUUCCUUCCCCUCCUCCCCGCCCAGCCCCCGUGCUGCUCUGCUUGCCUUAGUGCUAUCAAGGCUGCAAUGUGUUUUAUUUAAGGAAAGCACAAGAUUAAAAGAGUUUUAAAGGCA
Molecule: messenger RNA, 2926 nt
Organism: Psammomys obesus (fat sand rat)
Lineage: Eukaryota; Metazoa; Chordata; Mammalia; Rodentia; Muridae
Gene: Them6
Product: thioesterase superfamily member 6
Exons: 3
Coding region: 1539-2162 (207 amino acids)
Source: RefSeq, a predicted model, not a curated record